Messenger RNA from Acanthopagrus latus (yellowfin seabream), 5749 nucleotides. RefSeq names its product zinc finger, MIZ-type containing 2 (gene zmiz2). Gene Ontology annotation, molecular function: SUMO ligase activity; zinc ion binding. Lineage: Eukaryota; Metazoa; Chordata; Actinopteri; Spariformes; Sparidae. The transcript is spliced from 21 exons. Gene Ontology annotation, biological process: protein sumoylation; regulation of transcription by RNA polymerase II. The record is from RefSeq and is a predicted model, not a curated record. Bases 567 to 3224 code for a protein of 885 amino acids.
GCUGCCGUUGUAGCUCAGUGUUUUAACGGCAACGCGCGAGGAGCAGCCGUUAAACAAACUUAACGGCUGCUAAGUAGCUUUGAGCGGCUAACGGUGCCAGCAGCAGCAGCAGCAGCAACACAGCAGCAGCAGCGGCAGCGUGUUAAAGACCCUCCACAGCCUACAGACCUCCAAGACAACCACAGAUAAUUCAAAGUUAAAGCUAAAAAAGGACAUUUUUUAAAUUUUUUGUUUUUACACUCCCGGUUCCUUAUUAUUCUCGUGUGUUGCGGGGAACUGCAAGCUGAACAUUUAUCUGCGUUUGCCAGGCAGCUCGCUCGCUCGCUUCGCCUCAGUCAGACAGUCAGUCAGUGUGACGGCAGCAGCUCAGAGGUCGGGGGGAAAAGGACGAGAAGAGACAGUUGGAUGAAGAGGAGGAGCUGCUGGUGAAGGGAAAGUUCAGGAAGUUGAGGUCAGAAGAGGCAAUGAGAGAGAGCGAGAGAAAGAACAGCAUGUCUCAAUCAUCCCACAGCAGGGCUGCCUCCUGAGGACAGUGGGGGCUCUCGAAUGAUCCCCCCGUUCAUCCGAUGAACCACCUUAACUCCAUGAAACCCUCCCUGCCGCCCAAUCCGCAAAGCACUGACGGCCCCUUCCUAAAUGACCCAGUCUCCUGGCAACCAGGCACCAAUCAGCACGCAGGAUCUCUCUCUGUAGUAACCACAGUGUGGGGCGUGACCAAUCCCACACACAGCCAGGUGUUCGGUGGGCACAUGGGUCCUGGUGAGAGCUCUGGUGGUCACAUGAUGCCCGGUGGCAGCCCUGGUAUGGGUCCAGGAAUGGGCUCCCAGUUCAUGGGCCAGCAGUCCUAUGGAGAGGCUGUUUCUAAAGGUUACGGCCAGCCGGUCAUGUACGGACGUCCCAGCGCUGCUUACAACCCCGCCUCAGCCUACGGUGGAAGUUACUCUGGUAACAGUGGAGGUGCCGGUCUGGGCGUCCGUCCUCCCUCUGACUUCACUCAGGCUGCUGCCGCCGCUGUUGCUGCCGCCGCUGCCACAGCAACUGCCACUGCUACAGCAACCGUAGCAGCAAUACAGGAGAAACAGAACCAGGAGCUGAGCUAUGGACAGAUGGGUGGAGCAUCCUCUUACAGCACCCAGUUCCUGUCUCAUUCGGGCCCCCGCGGCCCUCCUCCAGGGAUGGUCUCCUCCAGGCCCGGACCUCCACCCACCACCGGAGGCUUGUAUCCGUCUCACCCUGCCCAGGCUCAGAAGAUGCCCCAACACGCAGGGUAUCCAGGGGGACCACAGGGGCUAAAACGGCCCUUUCAUUCAGAGGGUUUUCCGGUGCAGCAGUACGGCUCUGGCGGGAUGUCCGGGUACCCUAACCAGCCUCUGCAGUACCCAGCUGGUCCACCGCAGCGCUGUGCCCCCUCACCCUCUUACCCCACCAGUCGGAUGCCCCUCAUGGGACAGUACACAUCUGCAUCGCACAACCCAGGACAGUUUCCACCCGGAGCCGGUCAGCCCAAUCCUCCUCAGUAUUACAAGUCAGAGCCGUUCAACGGUCAGGGCGGCCUGCCAUCUGGAGGAGCUGGAGGAUACAAUGCCUUCACACAGGCUGCAGUGAGCGGGCCAGGUCGGGGUGGAGUGAUGCCCGGGUAUCCCAGCUCUCCGAUGGGAGGGAAUCCCACGCCGCCGAUGACACCUGGGACGUCCAUACCUCCCUACCUGUCCCCAGGCCAGGACACAAAACCCCCCUACCUUCCCCCGGACAUCAAACCCAACAUCAACACCCAGCAGGUCUCCACAGGUAACCCCAGUGACGAUCUGCGUCUGACGUUCCCAGUACGAGACGGCAUCGUGCUGGAGCCGUUCAGACUGGAGCACAACCUGGCCGUCAGUAACCACGCCUUCCAGCUGAGAGACUCCGUCUACAAAACACUCAUGAUGAGGCCUGAUCUGGAGCUGCAGUUCAAGUGUUACCACCACGAGGACCGACAGAUGAACACUAACUGGCCUGCAUCAGUGCAAGUGAGUGUAAACGCGACUCCUCUCUGCAUCGAAAGGGGCGACAACAAAACUUCCCACAAGCCCUUGUACCUGAAGCAAGUGUGUCAGCCAGGACGUAACACCGUACAGAUCACAGUGACGGCCUGCUGUUGUUCCCACCUGUUUGUGUUGCAGUUGGUCCACCGGCCGUCUGUCAGGUCUGUCCUGCAGGGUCUGAUGAAGAAGAGGCUCCUGCCGGCCGAGCACUGCAUCACUAAGAUAAAGAGAAAUUUCAGCAGCGGCACCAUCCCCGGGACCCCCGGUCUGAACGGAGAGGACGGCGUCGAGCAGACGGCAAUUAAAGUUUCCCUCAAAUGUCCGAUCACGUUCAGACGAAUCCAGCUGCCAGCCAGAGGUCACGACUGCAGACACAUACAGUGUUUCGACCUGGAGUCCUAUUUGCAGCUGAAUUGUGAAAGAGGGACCUGGAGAUGUCCGGUGUGCAAUAAAACCGCUCUGCUCGAGGGGCUCGAGGUCGACCAGUACAUGCUCGGGAUUCUUGUCUACAUCCAGAAUUCGGACUACGAGGAGAUCACCAUAGACCCGGUGUGUGGUUGGAGGCCGGUGCCCGUCAAACCGGACCUGCACAUAAAGGAGGAGCCCGACGGUCCGGUCCUGAAACGCUGCCGAACAGUCAGCCCGAGUCACAUGGUGCUGCCUAACGUGAUGGAGAUGAUCGCUGCUCUGGGUCCGGCGUCGUCGCCCUACCAGAGCAUGACUGCUGGGGGCAGAAACACCCCCGACUACAACAGGCCAGGGAGCCAGGGAUUCUCCAGCCAAACGGCAUUCACAGACUUCCCCAACACUCCCGGCACCCCGACACUGGGAGAGUACGCCUCGUCCGGACCACCGCCUCCGCUCUCCUACCAGCCUGAGCAGACGCCUCACCCUGGCCGAAUCGAGCACGCCCACAGCGUCCUCCAGCAGCACAGCUCAGGCGUUCACAGUAAUCAGAGUCUCGGUGACGCAGGCAGUCCGCUGCCACAGCGGAACACCAACACCCAGAAUUCCCGGCUGCAGAGCGAAGGCUCCUUCGGUCUGGGAGGGCCGGGAGCACCUGGAGGAGAGGGAGCAGAUCAUGCACUCGAUCUUCUUCCUGAGCUGACAAACCCUGACGAGCUGCUGUCGUACCUCGGCCCCCCCGACCUCCCCAACAACAGCAGCGACGACCUGCUGUCUCUGUUCGAGAACAACUGACGACUUCACCAACGGUCAUCUUCCAGUCCAGCCUCCGCUCCUCUGCUCGCUGUAGCCCUGCCCUCAUUGGUUCAAGACAGCACCGUCUCUGUUGGCACCCACUACUUAGUGUGUGUGUGUCUGAGUGUGUGUGAGUGAGUGUGUGAAUAAUUGCGAGUGUGUUUUUGUGUAUCUCUAUCUUUUUGAAGUGUCCUGCUGUACUGUGACACUCAUUCAGUGCAGUCUACAGGAGGAGGAGGGAACACUUUGACAUGUGAACACUGUCUAUAGGCACUGACUCUGCAGACCAGCAUUUAAAACUAUAGCACAAACCACAGGCUGAAGGAUUUAAAUAUACGCUAUUUAAUUUAUAGAUUUUAUGAGCUCAAGUGGAGGAUGACGAGUGCCGGGGUGUGUUUAUGGACCCAUUAAUGCUCUGGUUCCCAAACGUUUUCCGUCGAUUAACGAGCAGACACACACACACACACACACACUUGCACGUUCCUGGUGGAUUACUUUGCAGCACAAACACCAUAUUUCUACUCUUUACCUCAUGAUCGUUGUGACAACAUAUGUAAUGAUUGUCAUUGUUUUACCGUUCCAGAGCUGUAAAAUCUCUUCACAUAAUACUUUAACCGCUGUGCAGGGUUUGUUUAUUUAUCGUCUGCUUUAAAUUUACUUUUACAAACCUCUCCGUGCUUUACGUUCUCUCUGACCUACGUUUGGGAACCACUGCAUGAAGGUUAAGGCUCGUGAUGUUCUGCAUAUUUCUUACUGUCAACAACUCCCAUGAAAGAAAACAAACAACAAAACCAUCGUGGUGUUUCUGCCGUCAUCUCCGAGCAUAUUGAUUCUCUGAAAACUUUUUUAAUGCUGAUAAUAUCAGCAUCUCCUACAUGAUUUAAUUAGAAGAUUCUACAUUUGGGGUAAACAAACUGAAUAUGUGGUUUACAUGACCCUAGUGUGAAUGUAAACGUGGUCAGUGAUGUGUUUUCAGAGCUGUUGAAUGUUGAUUUUGAGUUUUACAUGGGAUGUUUUGACAACAAGAGAAAUCUAUAAUUUCACGAGAAUUAUCCUUUGAAGAACAGUUUGCCCAAAAAGUGAAUUUCUAUUUAUUUGCUCACCCACAUGUUGAUGGAAAGUCAGGUGAGGUUACAUAAUCCACAGAACAUUUCUGGAGCUUCACAGCAAAACAGUUGCAGCAGCUGGAGACUUGUAAUGUGAGAAAACAACAGAGAAAAAACAUAAAAUGGUGUCAUACAGCGUGUAAUCCAAGUCUCCAGAAGUUGAGAGAAUCCCAAAUUGAUUUGAAAAGAUGUUAUUUAAAGCUGUAAUCUUUCCUGCGGCUGCUAAGUUAAAAGCACAGCCCCUCUAAAGAUGGUAUGGGAGCUGGACCUCAUGUUGAGGGUGUAAAUAAGGUCUUCACAAAUUAAUUUGGACAAACGAGUUCCAUCUACUUCACUUGUUUAGGAGAAAGCUGCAUCACUGUUUUUCUGUGAAGCCCCAGAAAUGUUUUGUGGGCUCGUAUUUUUGGGUGAACUGUUCCUUUAACACAAUGAUGUAAGAUAAGGGCAGUUAAAAGUGGUCACGUAUGUUUCAGAAGACGAAGUUAAAGAAUCCACGAGUGACCUCACGUUUUAAAGAAGGAAAAAAAAAAUAAAAAUGUACAAUAGACAUUUUUUUACACAUGAAGUUGGGAGAGCGCUGAGGUUCAUUGUGUCUCCGACGUCCUUCAGCACUGUGAAGAAUAUAAAAACUCCCAUCUUUCCUCUCCUCUGUUGGUUUUCACCCUCUUUGGAGGGGUUUUUCAAGCAUACUGUAAAUGAGUACAGCUGUGUGUCAUGGCAUUUUCUGCCAUUUGAAAGCUAUUAGUAUGUUUCUCAUGUGUAACCCACCAUGACACGGGUUCAUGUACUGUAUAAUCAGCUGUUUUCAUUAGAGAACGUGUGUGUAUCAAAUGAAUUGUUAAUCAUGGUCAUUUUAAUGUUAUUAGUUGGAUAAUGGAUCAUUGUUGGCACUGUAUACAUACUGUAUGUUAGAAAAUUAUAAAGCAAUUGUAAAAAAAAAAAAAGAGAGAAAAAUCAUCUGAAGUCGUACAAACGCAUGUAUGACAGAAAAGUCAGCUGACAUCCAGUAAUGCAGUUAAAGACGCAGAAAUUAUUCUUAAUACCACUUUUUAAAGCUGACGUUUUUUUCUACGGAUGAUUUUCCGACCGGUCAGACAUGGAAACAAGAAGAAAUAAUGUUCUUUGCCAAUUGAGCAACACAUUAAUGUUAUAUUUGGAAGAAAAAUUAUGAACUAUUUAACUGCAAAUUUGCUAGUAAAAAAAAAAAAGUUUUUUAAUAUGUAAACUAUUCCACAUAUUUUGUAACACAUUGUAAUUGCCAUUAUUUUCUAUUUAUUUUUUAACCAUAAUCGUCAUUGUACCUACAGUUACCUUGUCCUUUUCCUGAAACUCAGAAUCAGAAUUAAAAAUCACUUUAUUUGACGAAAAGAGUUUGUCGCUCUGGUCUGUGAAUUUUAACAUUAAAGCUGCUACAAGGAA